AUGGUGGCCCGUCACUCCCAGCUUGGGCCCGACAUUCCCUUGAGACCCCAGAAAGGCAAGAGGCCACAGACAGCAGGACUGGCCUUCGGAGUUCCCAGUCCAGAGGAGGAGGAUCCCAGGGUAAAGUGCAGGGACUGUGGGGCCUUUGGACACAAGGCAUCAAGCACCAGAUGCCCCAUAAAACACUGGGGCACAACCCUCAUUCCCGUGGCCUUGGGCUCCAGGAGGCUGAAGGAGAAUGUGGAGCCGGGGAGUCAGCGGGACCCAAGACACCAGGCUAGGCUGUUGGACCAGGCUGAGAGGGAGAAGACACAGAGACGAAGGCAAGAAGCCGAGCAGAGGAAGGCCCUGCUCCACAGGUUCCCCAGGAGACCCCGGGAGGGGCAGAAGUGCACCUGGAAGGAAGAAACGGAAUCGUGUGACUAUGUGAGGCGUCCACACAUGCCGAUGCCCGUCUACAACACCAGGAGGCCUUCUAUCCGUGAGCCUGCCCUGCUGAUGCAGCCACCGGACGGAGCCUGUGUCUGUGGCCCCUGGAGUGUCCUCCACGGUGACCUACAGGUGUCCUCAUCCUCAGAAGACACUGAGAGCGAAUGA
This is a messenger RNA of Canis lupus familiaris (dog), 597 nucleotides long. RefSeq names its product putative protein FAM90A24P. Bases 1 to 597 code for a protein of 198 amino acids. Lineage: Eukaryota; Metazoa; Chordata; Mammalia; Carnivora; Canidae. The transcript is spliced from 5 exons. The record is from RefSeq and is a predicted model, not a curated record.